CAAGCAGCACAACUUAUAAGUUUAAAACAGAAACAAGAAUUCAUCAAUAGUAGCAUGCAGGCAUCAGGUAUAGCAUAAAUAUAAUAGCAACAAAACUUUAUUAUAAUUAUUAUUAAAUUAAAAGGGUUUAAUUCUAAAGUCAAACAAAUUGAAAGAGAAAAAGCUGCAAGCACAAAAAAGCAAAUGUUAUUAAGAGAAAAUGAACAUUUACAAUCUACUCUAAGGAUCAGAAUAAGUCAAAAGGAAGUACUACAAGACAAUGAAAAAGAAAUUGAGGAACUACGGGAAAGUAUAUCGUCUACUAGUGUAGAGCUGAUUAAAAUACGACUUUACAAUAAAGAAAUGAAAUCCACACAGACAGUGCUAUCAUCCAAUGGGUCUAUCUGUGAAGCUCAAGAUGAUUAUAAUGGACUAGUUAUUUCAUUCAAAAAGGGUGAUCUACUUCAGUUAAGUACAAAUGGACAUGAGGUACAAUCACUGGAGACUGGACAGAAGAGUGCUGUUCGAAUAAAAUACAUUGGAUACUCAAGAGUAGAAUUACUUUACUUGUUUCAGUUUGCAGUGACAAAGAAAGGAUUAUCCCUCCUACCUGCUCUCCUUGAUGAUGGUGAAAAAGCUGAAUAUUUUAUACUAGAAAUUACUGAUGAUCUUACUAUACUACAAUCAUUGAGGGAAUUAAUUGCAAAAGAUAAAUUAUUCAAGGCUAAUUAUAAUUUUGAAGGACAAAAUUCAGAUGAAUUAACUUUAAAGAAAGGAGAAGUUCUUAAAGUUGUUAAAUAUGAUGAAGAUAAUGAAUGGUGGUAUAUGCAUUCACUUCGUACAGACAAAGAAGGAUAUGUACCAAUUAAUUAUAUAAUACCAAUAAAAGGAGGAUACUCACUAAUGUACUACAAAUACAUCUACUAUCACAAGGUGAGUCGUGAUGAAGCAAAAAAAAGACUGAGCCAAACAAUCACUCAAGUGGGUACUUUCUUAAUGAGAGAUAGUGAAAGCAAACCUGGACAGUAUACCCUCUCCCUUAUUGAUGGAUUUACUAUCUGGAACUAUCAUAUAAGCAUUGAGAACGACAAGUAUUAUUUAUUUCCUCAUGUCCAGUUUGACUCACUCAAUGACCUGGUACAUCACUACAUGAUGAAAGCUGAUGGUCUGAAAUGCUCAUUAACAGUUCCUAUACCCAAACAAGUAAACAGGCCCAUUGCAAUGAAUAAAGAGUGGGAAAUUAAUAAGUCAUCAAUCAAGUUUGAACAAUGCAUAAGUGUAGGACAAAUUGGAGAGACAUGGAAGGGUGAUUGUAAAGGUAAAGGGUCAAUUAUGAUUAAGACAAAUAUAGCAACAGAUAUUACACAAAAAACAUUCAUUAAAGAGGCCAGCAUAUUGGCAAAACUUCAUCAUAUUAAUGUCAUCAGUUUAUAUGGUGUUUGCACUGAAAGCUAUCCCUUUUAUAUUGUAACAGGACCGAUAAUAAAUCGAAAUCUCAAAGAUUACCUAAUUACAAGUAAAACUAUACCAGCAGAGUCGGUAGAUAUUGCUAUUCAAGUUACUGAUGGUAUGAUUUAUCUAGGAGAACAAGAUUACAUUCAUUGUGAUCUAAGAGCUAUCAAUAUACUAUUAGGAGAGCAUAACACUGUCAAGAUAGCAAACUUUCAUCUUGCUCAACACCUCAAUGGCAAUAAAUACUGGACUGUUGAGGAAGGUACUAAGCUAGCUAUAAGAUGGACACCACCUGAAGGAUACACUUUAAACCGACUGAGUAUUAAAUCUGAUGUUUGGUCAUUUGGUAUAUUACUAUGGGAACUGGUUACCAAAGGAAAGGAACUAAAUCCUUAUAUGACAGAUAAAGAAGUAAAGGAAGCAGUUUCAAAAGGCUGUCAUAUGUUCAUACCCCGAGACUGUCCUGAACCAUUUGAUCAACUUAUGAUAAACUGUUGGAAACAUAAUGAUGAUGAGAGGCCCAAAUUUAAGGAUAUCUUUGAUGUACUUAUCACAUAUGAUAUUCAUAAUACUUAAUAAAAUGUAUUGAUAUAAAGUUCUUGCAGCCUAAGGUAUUUAUUC
Amphimedon queenslandica is the source of this 2052-nucleotide messenger RNA. Its product is annotated as tyrosine-protein kinase SRK3-like. The record is from RefSeq and is a predicted model, not a curated record. Gene Ontology annotation, molecular function: ATP binding; protein binding; protein kinase activity. The transcript has 7 exons. Bases 184 to 2007 code for a protein of 607 amino acids. Lineage: Eukaryota; Metazoa; Porifera; Demospongiae; Haplosclerida; Niphatidae. Gene Ontology annotation, biological process: protein phosphorylation.